Molecule: messenger RNA, 3685 nt
Organism: Synchiropus splendidus (mandarinfish)
Lineage: Eukaryota; Metazoa; Chordata; Actinopteri; Syngnathiformes; Callionymidae
Gene: kcnk3b
Product: potassium channel, subfamily K, member 3b
Exons: 2
Coding region: 40-1176 (378 amino acids)
Biological process (GO): stabilization of membrane potential; potassium ion transmembrane transport
Cellular component (GO): membrane
Molecular function (GO): open rectifier potassium channel activity; potassium ion leak channel activity
Source: RefSeq, a predicted model, not a curated record
ACCACGCUGCCGUGGGAGCCGUCAUUUACUCGCGCGACCAUGAAGAGGCAGAACGCGCGGACCCUGGUCCUCAUCAUCAGCAUCCUCACCUACCUUGUGGUCGGAGCCGCGGUGUUCGAGACCCUGGAGUCCAAACAGGAGAAGGGUCAGAAGAGGAGACUGGACGUCCGGAAGUACGAGCUGAUGCGCAAAUAUAACUUGACCAAAGAGAACUUCGACGAACUGGAGCAGGUGGUCCUGCAGCUCAAGCCGCACAGAGCCGGAGUCCAGUGGAGGUUCGCGGGCUCCUUCUACUUCGCCAUCACCGUGAUCACGACCAUAGGUUAUGGCCACGCCGCCCCGAGCACCGACUCAGGGAAAAUCUUCUGCAUGUUCUACGCCCUCCUGGGGAUCCCGCUGACCCUGGUUAUGUUCCAGAGUUUAGGUGAACGGAUCAACACCUUUGUGAGGUACCUGCUGCACAAAGCCAAGCGCUAUCUCGGCCUACGCAACACUGAAGUCUCCAUGGUGAACAUGGUGACCGUGGGCUUCUUCUCCUGUAUGGGCACCCUGUGUGUUGGCGCCCUGGCCUUCGCCCACUGCGAGAGCUGGAGCUUCCUGCACGCCUUCUACUACUGCUUCAUCACGCUCACCACCAUCGGGUUCGGGGACUACGUAGCCCUGCAGCGGGACAACACCCUCCAGAACGACCCACGAUACGUGGCGUUCUGCUUCAUCUACAUCCUCAUGGGCCUGACGGUGAUCGGAGCCUUCCUGAAUUUAGUGGUGCUUCGCUUUCUGACUAUGAACAUCGAGGAUGAGCGCAGGGACGCCAAGCAGAGGGCGCUAAUGUGCAAACCUAGAGAGGUGGCCACUCUUCUACCAUCAACAGGGAAGUCCUCUACAAGCACGGUAGAAACCGAGGUGGAUUUUAAAGGUGUCUACACAGAAGUGCUGCACUUCCAGACGAUAUGCUCGUGCCUGUGGUACAGGAGCAAAGAGAACCUGGCAGGCUCGAAACCUCAGGAUUUCUCCGACGCCUACCAGCAGCAGGGUCGCCUUGACGCUCAAUACACGGAUUCUCCAUCGGCAGGCUGCGUUUGCAGUCCGUGUCAGUGCACCAAAAUAGGCUCCAUUACAACAGGGCUACAUAUACUCUCCCCUUUCAGGGUGUUCAAAAGACGCAGCUCCGUGUAGCAACAGAUUUUCCCAAAUUCUGCCAAGUGGACAGCACAUAUACUCAGCAGGCCUGGCAGGCGAAAUCGUGACUGCAAGUAGAUGUUUGUGGUGCUACCGUAGUAAACCCACAGAAUAUUCAGUGUUACUCAUAUUUGAAGGAAAAAAAAGUGACCCCCAGGUCUUCUGCUGGAACGGUGCAUGAGUUUGUGUUGUUUGACUGCAUCCAACGGAGCCCACUGUACACACCAGGGUGAACAGGGGAAUGAUAAAUAUUUCCUAGAGGAGCAGAGCUGAACACAACAUGCUGGAUCAUUGUCACGGCCUCUUCUGUUUGCUCAGUUGUUCAACCCGGUGUCCAAACUGAAGCAUGAAGAGGACGUGUGUGAGUCAUUUUUAGUGCAAACUAGCUGCAAGCGCUGGAGUAUAAUUUAAGAUUUAAAUGGUGAAAAAAACGUCGGAUAUCCAUGAGUAAUGUUUAACAGAGACAACCAAGGCACUGAUCAUCCAGCACGAAGUCUGUGCCUUAUGAAUUCUGUGUAUAUUUCGCAGAUCACUGGAUCCACUUGAACUCCAUCUAUCAUGGUGUUGAUGGAAGCACUGUUAGCUUCGUGCUGCACAAUGUCCUCAUCAUAACGGUGCUUUAGGAGUUGGAACCAGUUGUCCACAGUGCAUCAGGAAGUGCUAGAGAAAAAAGGUGCUUUCAUAAAAUUCACAUGCUCAGCUAACUAUGAUGGUUAAAAUGAAGUAGUUAAUACUUUUAGUGAUGAGCUAACCUGCUAACUUGAGGACGUCAUGUGAAACACCAGUCUCACUCAUACUUGAAUGUAAGACAUGUAGGUCUGUCAAAUAUUGAUGUUAGAAACUUGUGUUCUUAGGAAGCGGCCCCUGGCUCUGUGACAGGGGACACGUAGUUGAUGUGGUAUUCAGGCCAGGGUCUGAACGGAUCUGAGCCUUCAUCUGAAUACAUUUAUAUAAGUCGUUGGAGUGGUUGCAGUGACUAGAAGUCAUUGAUACUUUUAUUGGGUGAUGACAUAACUGCAAAGUUUUUUUUUUUUAAUAUUUGAGGAAGUGAAAGUAAAUUUGUUUUUACUUAACAAAAAAGGGUGGCUCACGUCAAAUAUAAUAAAAUGCGGCUGAAUAAAUUGAAGAAACAAAUGACGACGCUUGCAUACAUUAGCUUAACCACACUAUUUAUCAUAAACAGUGAAGAUGUAGGUUGAACUCCCCCUUUUUUUCCCUUACUGCUUGUGGGUUAAGAAGCGAUGUAUCAGGUCAAGUCUAGUGUGUAGAACAUCUGCUACUGCCAGGUGGGAAAAUAAAUAAAUAAAUAACACCAAAAAUAAAACAAAAAGGUGAGGAUUAGGAAAAUUAAAAAGGUUAAGCAGCGACUUGAGUACAACAAAAAUAAUUUAACAUAGAAAUCAAAAUGUAUUUUCUGUACGCCUCAAUUCCAAGGAUGUUUUGUACAUGAGGUGUGAUGCAGUCACAGAGAUCCUCCAUUUUUUCCUACUAAUAAAUUCAAUUUCAACUGUCAAUUUUUGUACCAGGUUAUGUUUUUCUUUUUUCCCACUUCUAUUUUCUUUUUUCGUGUUUUUUUGUCAGGCAGGAAUUGGCUUCCAUGCACACCUGCUGUAUGGAAGUUAAUCCUGUUUUUAAAGUUGUAAUUCUUUGCAGUUGUUAUAUUAGCAUUUGCCUCAGCAGAGUAGAGGGAGAGGAAAGCUGGACUUUUCAACUUCCUUAAACAGUGAAUGUUUAUUUCGCCAACUCAUUUUUUGUUUACACAAGCAGUGGCUGAACAGUUUGUAUCAUUGUCAUUACUGUGAAGAAGUACAGGUGACCUGCAGUGUUUACUCUAAAGGGUUGAAUUGGAAAUGUACAUCUGCAGUAAAAAGCAACUCCCUCCAGUUAAACAUUUACAUUACAAUUACAGAUUAUUUUUUUAAUUCACUAUUUUGUAAUGUAAAAAGGAUGAUUUAAACCCCUAAAUAACGGAGGAGCGGAGAGGACAAGAUAAUUUCGGAGACAGCUCUUCCACCUCUUACACCAUGUGGCUGCUUCACUUGUGCUCCAUUGUAGAGUGAAGCUCACAAUAAUAGUGAAUUCAGAAGUACCAUACUGCUUAACACUGACUACAAAAUUAAAUUGCCAGCUAGUCUAUGGAGCUUGGUUGGGUGUGGGGAAGCUGGUUUCGCAAGCUUGUUUGAGCUUCAUUUUUUAUCAUUUAACUGAUAAAACACCAAAGAUAAACUAAAAUAAACUAGCGUUGCUCAAGGCGGAGGUCGGGUAACUGCUCCGCCAAAGCGUUUCCCUAAUUCGGUAGCAGAAAAGCUAACACGCCUGACGGAUGUGAGAUUAAACUGGAAAGAAACUGCUGCUGUCUGUCAUAUAUUUUCUUGGCCUUCAAGUUUUCUCAGGGCAGAGCUGCCGGGCAUUUCUGCUGACAACCAAUGACGUCUGCUUUGUUUUUGUUUUGUUUUUUAUUGCACACUAAAAAAUGGAAACCCAUCUGUUGCAGCUCACUAUUGAU